AUGGUGUUUCGUAGGAUAUUUCAACGACCUCAUACGCGUACAAUGUUGUUGUUUUCGAUUGUAUUAGCACUACUUUGCUUCGUAAUUGUUUUAUACCCUAUGUCAACCUCGGUUGUACAGAGGAAUUUUGAAACGCAAUCAAUAGCCGUCGAAAGCCGGCGAAGUGAGUACUAUGUUCUGAAUCGAAAUUUCUUCGAGUUUCUCUCAAGGACUAGUAUGGAAUGUUUGAUCCAAGUUGAGCCGGGCGAGAAGUGGAGCGGGAAAGCAGUUGUCGAAACGAAAUUAAUCGAUAAUGACGUCUCGCAAUACGAACAAUCCGCUGAGGCCGAAACAGCUAAGGCAGAUUUAAGAGAUGUUCCUGGGAAUGCUGGUGACUUGCAAGCGAAAUAUAUCUUGGUCUAUCGUCACUUCGAACAACUAGGCAAGACAACUGAAAAUUUGAUACAACUAGCAGCAGUUGCCAAACGUUGGGGUAGGCUGGUUGUACAACCUGAUGUUCAAAACUCAAGGUUUUCCUUAGAACCCGGAUUUCGUGCUUAUCCCUUGGAUACCUACUUUAACGUUACUAGUGUAAACGAGCUUCUUCUAGCAAACGGUUACUCGCAACUUGUUAAGCUAACAAAUUUCACUCGAGAUUGCAGUUAUGCAAAGUUUGGUAUCAAGACAAGCAUAAUACAUUUCCUAUACAGUGAUGUACACCGCGGUAACACGAAGUCAUGGUUCGGUAUUAAUGACAAAGAAUUGCGUGAAAUUGUUGAGAAGAGUUUGUCUAGCGGUUGGACAGAGUGUGAUUUUAAAAAUAGUCACCUAAGUGUUGGGAUGUCACUCGACGGGAUACAAAUUGGCAGGCAGGUGUGUGUAAACCCUGAAGUCAUGAGAACCGAGAAAGCGUUCGAGGAUAAUGUUUUACGAGGAGACAAAUGUGUUAUAUUUCUAGAAUGGCGAGGUUUUGGCAAGCAAAGAGCGCACUUCAGUCCACGCUUUUGGCCUUUCUUAACUCCAGCCGAAGUAAAGCACCGCAUGUCGCCUAGCAGUCUAAUCGACCAAGAGGUCAUCAAUUUUUUACAAUCUAAACUAACAUCCAACUAUAUUUCUGUUCAUUUGCGAACUGAACGUUUAUUCGUUGCGAACAUGCAUAAAAAGCUACAGUUUUGUAUAGAUCAUGUUGUGCAGUUAGUUAGCAUUGUUCGCUCGCUACGUGGGGUCGAUGCAGUGUUUCUAGCGACAGACUUAACUGACUUCGGCUCUGACCUGUUCGACCGUCGAAAGUUUUACAUAACGAACGCGACUGGGGAGCAUUUAAUACUGCGGCAGGAUAUCGCAGAUAUUCAUACGAAACUUGCGCGACGUUUGAACGCUGUAACCUACAAACCGACACGCAAACCUUUCUCUAAAGAUAAAGGCAUAUUUUCAUUGGUUGAAAUGAAUAUAUUGAAACGAGGGAUAGAUCUCAUCACCCUGGGGAGAGGGACCUUUCAUGCAUGGACAGUAAGUGUGUUCAGACAACACCAGGCCGAAAUUGGACGCCGGGGCUACACAAUCUCUGAAGUGUGUGGCAAUGUAAAUCAAUUGAGAUAA
Molecule: messenger RNA, 1578 nt
Organism: Paramuricea clavata
Lineage: Eukaryota; Metazoa; Cnidaria; Anthozoa; Malacalcyonacea; Plexauridae
Source: the annotation of a GenBank genome assembly